Messenger RNA from Octodon degus (degu), 1863 nucleotides. Its product is annotated as zinc finger and BTB domain-containing protein 44. Gene Ontology annotation, biological process: regulation of transcription by RNA polymerase II; positive regulation of gene expression. The transcript has a single exon. Lineage: Eukaryota; Metazoa; Chordata; Mammalia; Rodentia; Octodontidae. Gene Ontology annotation, molecular function: protein binding; DNA-binding transcription factor activity, RNA polymerase II-specific; RNA polymerase II cis-regulatory region sequence-specific DNA binding. Bases 31 to 1863 code for a protein of 610 amino acids. The record is from RefSeq and is a predicted model, not a curated record.
CUUGAAGAGCAUCUGUAGAAGAAGGAAAAGAUGGGUGUGAAGACAUUUACUCAUAACUCCUCCUCCCACAGUCAGGAAAUACUUGGAAAACUAAAUAUGUUGCGGAACGAUGGACAUUUCUGCGAUAUCACUAUUCGUGUCCAGGAUAAAAUCUUCCUGGCACAUAAGGUGGUACUCGCAGCUUGCAGCAGUUUCUUUCGUACCAGGCUUGUGGGCCAAGCAGAGGAUGAGAACAAGGGCGUGUUGGAUCUGCAUCACGUGACGGCGGCUGGCUUCAUGCCUCUUUUAGAAUACGCUUACACGGCCACUCUGUCAGUUAACACAGAAAAUAUUAUUGAUGUUCUAGCGGCAGCCAGCUAUAUGCAGAUGUUCAAUGUCGCUAGCACCUGCUCAGAGUUCAUGAAAUCAAGUAUUUUAUGGAAUACACCCAAUGAGCAGCCAGAAAACAGCCCAGAUGCUGGGCAAGAAAAUAAUUCUAACUGCAAUUUUACCUCUCGUGAUGGAAGCAUUUCUCCGGUACCUUCAGAGUGCGGGGUGGUGGAAAGAACCACUCCCGUCUGCCGAGAAUCCCGGAGAAAACGCAAGAGCUGCGCUGUUAGGCCUCCCGAGAGUCCUGUACAGUGUAGCACGCAAACAAGCUCUCCCCAGGUAUUGAAUGCCUCAGCUUCCGACACAGAAAAUAGAAAUCAACCAGAUGACUCUUCUUUAGCUUUUCCUUCUUGGACUUUUCCUUUUGAAAUUGAUCCAAGGGUUCAGCCUGAGAAAGCUAAGCAGGCAGAAAGCCCUCGGACUUUAGAAUUACCUGGCCCAUCUGAGACAGGUGGAAGAGCGACCUGCAGGAACACAAAAGCUGCCUGGCCUCUGGGUUCCGAAGGAGACGGCCAAGUCAAAGUACAAAGGUUAAGCAGUGAGGAGGCCCACGAGGCGGGGUCGCAGCCUGUCAGCGCACCUCAGAGCUGCCUGCGUGAUCAGCACACAGCCCCAGGAAGCCGGCGAGGUCAGGAGGACCUUCCGGUGAGUCCAUGGUCUUCCUCCGCAGGCACCAGUGAUGAGGGCGUUGCCGAGGCGUUGCCUACACUGCCAAGCUCUCCCAGCACUAACGCUCCUGUGGAUGACGACGACCGACUGGAAAACGAUCAGUAUCCCUACCAACCCGACAUCACUCCUUCUGCCAGCAGUACGGAACGACCAGGUCCCAGUGGCCCAGACAGACCUUUCCAGUGCCCAACCUGUGGGAUGCGAUUCACCCGCAUUCAGAACCUGAGGCAGCAUCUCCUCAUCCACUCAGGAAUUAAACCAUUUCAGUGCGACCACUGCGGGAAAAAGUUCACCAGGGCUCAUUCGCUAAAGACGCAUCACCUAAAGCAUGAAGGGGCAGGCCGUUUCCAGUGCCAGGUGUGUAGCGCCACAUUCACUUCCUUCGGGGAAUACAAACACCAUCUGAGGGUCUCCCGGCACGUCAUCCGCAAGCCUCGGAUUUACGAGUGCAAAACAUGUGGUGCCAUGUUCAACAGCUCUGGAAAUUUCGUCGUGCACCUGUGGAGCCUGAACCAUGAAGCAUCAGAGCUAGCAAACCACUUCCAGCGCGGUGAUUUCCUAGUACCGGACUACUUCAACCAAGAAGACCAAGAAGGGACCCUUGCUCAGUACGAUCUUGGAGAACAUGGUUUUGAAAGCAACUCUUCUGUUCAAAUGCCUGUAAUUUCACAGGUCUCAUCCAUCCAGAAUUGUGAAUGCACCUUCCCCUUGGGAUCCCUUGCUGGGCUGGCAGAAAAGGAAGAAGAGGGGUCACAGCAGCCGAAUCCCAUUGUGCUUGCUGACCUUACCAGAGAAGAUUCCCCCCAUCGGAGCUAUCUUCUAUAA